Molecule: messenger RNA, 2081 nt
Organism: Ilex paraguariensis (yerba mate)
Lineage: Eukaryota; Viridiplantae; Streptophyta; Magnoliopsida; Aquifoliales; Aquifoliaceae
Source: the annotation of a GenBank genome assembly
AUGGCUAAUGGUUCUCGGCUCAUGCAAAGUGGUAUGGAGUCAAAUCGGAACAAUUUUCCAGCCAAGUCGCCGCAGUUCUUCAGGAUUAUUUUCUCCCAGUCUUCUCGAAAUCACAGGCUGAGGAUCCCAACAGAAUUUAUGAGAAGAUAUGGAAAUAGUGUGCCAAACCAUGUAUUCCUCAAGGUUCCAACUGGUGAGGUAUGGCAGGCAGAAUUGAGAAAAUCUAAUGGCGUCGCUUGGCUAGGGAACGGGUGGAAAGAGUUCAGAGAGUUCUACACAAUAGAGUAUGGUCACUUUCUGGUAUUCAGAUAUGAUGGGAAUUCCCAUUUCCAUGUCCUUAUAUUUGAUCGAAGCACUUCUGAAAUUGAAUAUCCAUUCAGUGCCAAUCACAGUGCAAGAACUGACUUUACUGGGAAAUUCCAUGCCAAAACAGAAUGUGUGGAAGUUGAUGAUUCUGUCGAAAUCCUGGAAGAAUUUCCAGCAUCAAAGACGAGGGAGAAAUCACCAUUGUCAUGUUCUAGGCCCUGUAAAAAAACGAAAACCAAUCGAACUUGCGAAGAACCCAACCUUAAUCAUGGAUUGCAACUGGAAGAAAAUGGGAGGGAUGAUGUUGUUGAAAUCUUGGACGAUUUUUCGCCUAGGCAGAGAACAAGAGAGAAAUUACUGCCACCGCAUUUUCGGUUCCGUAGAAGUAGGAGGCUUAAACAAACUGAUAAAUAUGGAAGUACUUCCAAUACCAAAGCAUUUGUUCAAUCUACAGGUCCUCAAGCCAAUAGGGUGAAGCCAGUUAAGUCCGAGAAGGGCCAAUAUUCCCAGUGUUCCAUGCAGGGAGUUGGAGUUGAUGCUGAGAUCGAUAACUCUAUUGAAAUUCUGGAUGAAUUUCCAACAAGAGAUGAUGAUUUCAAUGAUUCUUUUGAAAUCAAGGAAAAACUUGCCACAUGCCGGUCAAGGGAGAAAUCACCAGUAUCAUAUUGUCUACCCCAUAAGAAAACGAAAACCAACCGAACCUGUGAAGAACCCAUUCUUAAUAGGGGAUGCCGGGUUCCCAAACUUGAAAAAAGUGCUAUAGAUCCACCUAGAACAAGGGAGAAAUCAUCACCACAGUUUCGGCUCAGUGAAACAAGGAAGCCUAAACCAGCUGAUAAAUCUUCCAAUCACAGAGAAUUUGUCCAACCUACAGGUCCUCAAGGUCAUAGGAUGAAGCCAGUUAAGGAAGAGAAACGCAAUUUCCCAUACCGUUCCAUGCAGGGAGUUGGAGCUAAUGAAAAACAGAGAGGCAAUUUCAAGACUUUGUUGUAUUUUUUGUUUUGAACUUUUUGUUGAGAUAGAUAUAUUAAGUAUGCUACUUAGGAUGCUGCUGUGUAUUUGUUGAUUUAUUCGCAGAUGGACCUAAGAUACAUCAGCGCUCUACAUUUCCAGCUGGGAGGAAGCAAUUGGCAAGUGAAAAUGGAAAAGCUAAAGCUCUUGAAUCAGCUAAAGCUUUCAAAUCUAAAAACCCUUUCUUUAUUGUUACUAUGCGAUCCUCUUACAUUUCCAGUGGUGUUCUGAAUAUACCACGGAAUUUUGUCAUGCAAUAUUUGAGUAAGAAGCAUAAAGAUGUUAUCCUUCAAGUACAGGAUGGGAGGAUUUGGUCUGCUAAGUUCCAUAUCCGUCCAGAUAAUGUGAAAAUCCAGACUGGUUGGAACACAUUUGUACAAGACAUUUUUCUGGCUGUCGGUGAUGUUUGUGUCUUCGAGCUGAUUAAUGGCACCAUAAAUUUGCUAGAAGUUGUAAUUUUUCGAGCAUCUGAAGAUACAGAUAGCUGCCAUUAAAGCAAGAAGACGCUGACUUAUCAGAUAAAGGAUUGUCCAUGAGACUAACUGAGGAAAACCAAAUAUGAUAGAGCUUAAAAUGUGGUUAAUUUUCCUUGUCUAAGUGCUACCUUCCUCUUUCUUUAUUGCUUCUAUGAAGUUGAUAAGAAUACAUAUGCUACUAUGGCUUUUUGUUAUAAUGUUCAUAGUAGUGUUUUUAUGGUUUUAAUAUGCUAUUCAUGGCAUGCUGUGGUUUUGGCAAUGCAAUUUAGAGAUGUGUUUAUAUUUCUG